AUAGAGCAAGUUUUGUCUCCGGCGAGGGGGUGGGAGGCCAGGUCCCACCGCGCUCGGCAGCAUGGCCGCGGCGCCCCUGGGGCGGGCAGCAGCCCCCGCCGCGACGGCAGCGCCCCGCUGAGCUCCGCGGGCAGCGGCAGCGGGAGCGGCCGCCUCCGCCGCCCAUCCGGGCCGCCAGCCCGCCCGCCGGAGAGCGGCGGUCCCCCGGCCCGGCCCGGCGCGGCACCAUGUGGGGCGGGCUGCAUCCCCAGCCCGGCUUGCGCGGCUACAAGGCGGGCUCAGAUUAUUCCUCAGUGGGAUGGCUACCUGGUACUGAAUCCCUGUGGCAGUCCUCAACGAUUUCAUCAAGCAGUCAAAACAAUCCUGUGAGAAGACACAGCAUAGCUUCUGACAGCGGGGACACUGGGAUUGGCACCUCCUGUUCUGACAGUGUGGAAGAUCAUUCAACUUCAAGUGGCACAUCAUCGUUUAAGCCCAGCCGAUCACUGGUUUCUAUUCCCACUGCCCAUGUGAUGCUGUCUAGUGCCAGCUCUUCACUUUCCAAACACAGGGAAGCUUUCAAGUCUGAUGGCUCAAAAUGGAGUACAAGCUUUGUACGGUCAGGAGGAGGCAGAAAUCAGGGAGGCCUGGACAAUUCUCUUGACAUGAAAGAUGCAAGACCUGUAAGAAAAUGGUCCUCCUUGUCUAAACUCAGCUCACCAACCAAUUUCAGCCAAGAUGGGAGUAGUCAUUCAGUGGAAUACAGGGCUGGUACGGACAAAGCUGCGCCACCUCAGUUAAGGACAAAUGGGCCAAGUUGUUUGCAUGACAGCAUGGAGUUGCUAAAAAUCGAGGACAAAGAAAUGGGGAAAAAACGAUCUUCCCUACUGGACUGCAAAUACAAGUUUGAAACGUGCAGCAAGGACGACUUUGUUUCAGACUCCCCCAGCAGGAGGCUUGCCUUAGACUUGACCUACAGUGCCUUAGGUGAGAGCAAGGCCGCGGCAGGCGGCUGCGAAGCUUUCGGCCAGAGAUACGCGACGCUGGGACAGCAGGCUGUGAGCGGGGCUCCCAUCCAGCCGGCAGUGAGGACUCAGAUGUGGCUCAAGGAGCAGCUGCGGGCAAACCCCCUGGACUGCAGGCCUGCUGAGGAGCCCUACGGCCUGCCCGCCUGGCAGGUGCAGCAGCUCCAAGAGCUGAGGGCGGCCGCUGACCAGCCUGUGCAGGUUUCACCCGGAACGUCUCGUUCAAGUUACCCAGCUACCAGCUAUCAGGACUCCAGCAACUGGGAAUCUCUAAUGAAAAUUAAAGAAGGGCUGCUAAGACAGAAGGAGUUUGUGAUUGAUAGGCAAAAUCAGCAAAUUAACAAUUUACAUCAGAAGAUAAGGGAGAAUGAAAUACGAGCUCAACAUGCAAGACUGAGCCAUCUUGUGAACUGUGAAGAUGCAUACCUGACUAACUUACAGCAGCCACAGUAUGAGAGCACACCACUGCAACCUCACAUUUCAGAAAGAUCAGCAUCCCACCUCGAGGAGCUUGAGCGAAAGAUUGCAGCAGCUGAGAGCAAGGAAUUGCAACUCAGUGAAAUUGUGAAACAGCUUUCAAACAAAUCUAGUGAGGAGAAAAAGAAGAUGGAGGAGAAACUUAAAACUAGAGACCGAUAUAUUAAUAGCCUGAAAAAGAAGUGCCAGAAAGAGGCUGAGCAAAACAAAGAAAAACAAAGACGAAUUGAAACGUUAGAAAAAUACCUGGCUGACCUUCCAACACUGGAUGAUAUAGAGGGCCAGACUAAACAGCUGCAAAUUCUAGAAGAGAAGAACAAGCAACUUCAAGAAACCGUGGCUGAGUUGGAAAAGAAGCUCGGAGAGGCCCGGUCGCAGUGCAGAGAGAGAGAAUUACAGCUGGCGUCUCAGAAGAAGAAAGAAAAAGAGCUGGUCACAACAGUGCAGAGUUUACAACAGAAAGUAGAAAAAUGCCUGGAAGAUGGUAUCCGGCUUCCUAUGCUGGACACAAAACAGCUUCAGAGUGAGAAUGAAUGUCUCAGAGAGAAGAAUGAGAAGGCCAGUAAGGUCAUAGACAAUCAACAAAAUCAGAUAACUGGACUGAUUUUGGACAUGCAGUCUAUGCAAGAGAAGCUUUCGCAAGAAAAGCUGAUAAUUCAGAAGAUGACAAAUGAGCUUGAAGAAAAAGAAAGACAUAUAGAGCAGUUGAAUAAAACUCUCUCUGAAAACCAAAGACUGGUGGAAGAGAAUGCCUGCCUGAAGGAGCAGAUGCGGCUGGUGGAGCAGUCCAGGCAGCCAGUAUCUGAGAAGAUGCCUGUAGCAGACCAGUUGUUCAAGGAGAUGUCCCACUGCUUGUUUGACUUGAAAGCACUGUGCAGUAUUCUUACCCAGAGAGCUCAGGGCAAGGAGCCUAACCUUUCCUUACUGCUGGGAAUCAGAUCACUGAGCUGUUCAUCUGAAGAGAGUGAAAAUUACCACAGCACGGAGACCCUCUCGAAGAAGCUCUUGGACGUUUGUCAGCUGCGGAAGGACAUUGAUGAGUUAAGGACUAUAAUGUCAGACCGCUACGCUCAGGACAUGGGGGACAACUGCAUCACUCAAUGACAACACUCCAUCCUGUAGCAAGUGACUUACCAGGUCCUGCUGUGUCACAGGUCUUUGCAUUUCCAUUAAGGAGCCAUAUGGAAGGCUGCAGAUAGCACCGGGCACGCAUCUCCGAGGGCUGUGUGUAAUCGAUCUCGGGAGUCUGGUGUGCAGGGGACAGGCAUCGUGUGAACAGUGGUACAAACUGCAAGAAAUCUUUUCUCCAAACUACUGAAUGUAGGAACAAGCUGUGAAGAAUGAUUCAGUUGGACACUGUUUCCUUCAUUUGGGCUCAUUUUAUUACUUUGCCUAGUUUUUGGAACCAGAACUUCAGAACAGCCAUGCUGCUACAACUCAGUCCUUUCCUUCAUCAAGGGUUUGUGUGGCAUUAUCUGAGUUCAGAUCUUAGGGGAGAGAGUCAGAGAACCUAUGCAUGUGUAUGUCUGGCUGUACGUGGUGCAGCCAGAGACUUCUGCCACUGCACUUCACUCUAAGAAUUGCAAUUAGAACAAUCUUGGAGCACUCAAAAGUAAUUGCUCUCCAAGUUGUCAAAAAUUAAGAAGUUUUUAGUAAUGGAUGUCUACCUUGUUUGUCCAGUAGCAGAAAAACCCCAGGUUUAACUCCUUUAUGCAGACAGUCCAUAAAAUAUAGCUGUCUCAGAUUGUUUGAAGCACUCUCAUGUUGCUGUAAGAGGUCUCAGUAGUACAAAGUCUGUGACAAACCAGAGAAGCUGUAAGACAUAAAACUGCAGCAUACUACAUGGCUAUAAGAAAAAAAAAACCUAAUCAAUCAACAACUGUAUUUUAGUGUUUGUACUUUUUUUUCCCCUUAGGUCCUUUCCAUUUCAAAAUAUUGCUGUAUUUUGUUCCUGGAGGCCUCUGAUAAGGUUGUGCACCACCUCAGCCAUUUUUACCACAGCUACAAAAAGGGUGUUUGAUCCUUGGCAAAAUUAAGGCUCAAAACAGAAUGUUUCCAGAUAGCAGUAUAAAGUACUUGGUUAUCUGAGGACUGAAAAAUUUUCCACGUUGUUUGGGAAAUCUUGAUUUCUCCAUUUUUGUAGGAAGCAAUUACAUAAAAUAGUAAGCUCCAUAGCUAUGCUCCAAGCUAUGUUCCGUAGCUAAUUCAGUGAGCAUCACUUGGCAGAGCUGUUUAACUCCUGUGGGACAGAUGACAUUUCCAGGAACAUCACUGCAAGUUAGCUGCAGUUAUGCAUGAUGGAAAAUAGUAUUUAACUGAAGGAAACAAAAACUUGCAAAACCACUUUUGAAUCACACUGUUAAGAAAAAUAUGUGCAUCACUGACUUGUAUGGUAUUUCAAGAGGGUUUCAGAUGCCUUAAGGUGCAAGUCAGUCAACUGAUCUGGAGUGGGGAUAACAGCAGAAAUCUCUUGGAAAGCUUAGCAAUUUGAACCAGGUUAAUUCUAGGUUAACAUUUUUAUGGCAAAAGUGAGUAUCUUCAGUUUUCUGAUUUGGUGAUGUUUUGGUAUCUGUUCAUUGUUUAACAGUUAAUGUUGUUUUUAUAAUUUAGUGUUUUAAUUGUUUUUAGCUGUAUGAGUUUAUUUAUUUGACAGUUUUCUCUAUCUUGAAACUAGACUUGGACUAAUUUG
Messenger RNA from Oenanthe melanoleuca, 4170 nucleotides. RefSeq names its product centrosomal protein 85 like (gene CEP85L). The record is from RefSeq and is a predicted model, not a curated record. Bases 228 to 2585 code for a protein of 785 amino acids. The transcript is spliced from 13 exons. Gene Ontology annotation, cellular component: centrosome. Lineage: Eukaryota; Metazoa; Chordata; Aves; Passeriformes; Muscicapidae.